Messenger RNA from Bursaphelenchus okinawaensis, 2113 nucleotides. Lineage: Eukaryota; Metazoa; Nematoda; Chromadorea; Rhabditida; Aphelenchoididae. The record is from the annotation of a GenBank genome assembly.
AUGAUCAACACGGGGUAAGUUACCUUUUUUAUAGGUUUGUAACUGGUUUUAGGUAUUAAAUUUGGGGAAAUUUGAGGAAGUGUUUUUUGAAACUUCAAGCUUUAGGUGUAGUUUCUUGAAUUAAGAACUUUGAAGUUAAGUUAGUUUACAGUGUUUAUGCCUCACAUUGGUUCGAAAUGACACAAAACUCAUUAAUUUUUAAAAGUAUAUCGAAAUUGUAUUUUGUUACAUAAAAUUUUUAAAAUUUAAAAUUUAUGGUAAAAAAAUACAGUACGUUUAAACUUUUUUGUAUAAUUAUAAGGUUUUUCAAAUAAUUUUGUGCCUCUCUCAAAAUAAAUUUUCAAUGUCGGGGCUCAGAAUUAUUUGAACAACCUGAUGUAUAUUAUAUUGCUUUAUGCUGAGGUUCUACUGUAACUUAAAAACAUGUGUUACAGUACUCUUGGCAUGCUUCAAAGUUUGUUACAGAAAACAAGUAUCAAUUCACCUAAAAGUACUGUAUUUUCAGAGCAUUCGCCGGUAAAACAGUGGUAAUUUCGGGAGCGACGAGAGGAAUUGGCAAGGCUAUCGCAUUGAAAUUGGCAAAAGAUGGAGCUAACAUUGCUAUCCUGGCCAAGACUACCAAGCCUCACCCUAAACUGCCUGGUACUAUUUAUUCUGCUGCUGAAGAUGUUGAGAAGGUAACUAAAUGAAUUUUUUAAUUUAAAAAUUAUUUUAAAAACUACUUUUCUUUUUAUAUUUUUUUACAGUACUAUUUUUUCAACUUAAAACAGUAUGUCCAGUAUAAUUUUGCAAAACGUACAGUAUCAACAUUACACUAACUCAUUUAUCUGUAUAACAUUUUCAGGCCGGAGGAAAAGGUCUAGCUUGUCAUUGUGACAUUCGUGAAGAAGAAAGUGUACAAAAGGCGAUUCAGGAUACGGUGGACAAAUUUGGAGGUAUCGAUGUCUGUAUAAACAAUGCUAGUGCCAUUUCAAUCACAAGGACCGUGGAUACCCAGAUGAAGAGAUACGAUCUGAUGCAUGGUGUCAACACUAGGGGGACAUUUUUAUUGUAGGUUUGGUCUUUUACUGUAUGAUUGUGAAGUUGGAUAAGGCUGGAGAGGGUAGAUUAAUGCACGGUAGGGCAGUGUAGUGUAGGGUAAGAUAGGGCACGGCAGGCUAAGAUACAAUAAGGGAGGGUAGAAUAGGGCAGGGUAGGGUAUUGUAUGUAGGUUGACAUAAGUAUUUAGGUUUGAGAAAGGAAACUAUGACAGAUUUUAUGUUUUUAUAUUGUACUCUAUAAAAAAAAUUACUGUAUAAUGAUUACUAUCAACUGUGGCGUACUCUAUAACUGAUGACUCAUUUUAGGUCGAAAACAUGUAUUCCAUAUCUGAAAAGGGCUGAGAAUCCACAUAUCAUGAACCUGAGUCCACCUUUGGCCAUGCACAAGAACUGGUUUGCUCCUCAUGUUGGUAUGUUACAAUAUAUGGAGCAUAACUUUUGUAGAAUUUAAAAAUUUUGUAUACUUUUUGAUCGUUUAAAUUUCAAUCUUAUAUUUUAACAUUUUUAGGUAUAAAGUUACGAAAAAAUUUUUUCACCUUGAUUCUGAAUCACAAUAAAAAUGCCCGUUUCAGCCUACACAAUGGCCAAGUACGGAAUGUCCCUGUGCGUGCUGGGAAUGCACGAAGAGUUCCGAGAAGAUGGGAUCGCGGUCAACGCUCUCUGGCCUCAAACUGGAAUCUGGACAGCGGCGAUCGCUUUGUUGAGUGGAGGUAACGACUCGAGUGGCUCCAGAACUCCGGAGAUUGUGGCUGACGCUGCGUAUGCGUUGUUGAAGAGGAACUCGAGAGAAUAUACGGGAAACUUUGCGAUCGACGAGCAGAUUCUGAGAGAAGAAGGCAUUACUGACUUUGAACAGUACGCUUGUGUUAAAGGUAAGGUUGUUGGGUGUACAUUUAUAAUAUAAUUAAAGGUUUGAUUGGGAAGUUGAUUAUGUUUUUUGGUAUAUUUGUAAAGUUUAGGUAUUUAACAUUAGAAUUUUUUUUGUUUCAGGAGCCAAAAUCCGACCAGACGUGUUCUUGCCAGGCGAAGAAGCUUCGUACGAACCCUACAAACACUUCCAAGUCAAAAAGUAA